This is a messenger RNA of Sceloporus undulatus (fence lizard), 3343 nucleotides long. RefSeq names its product alanine--glyoxylate and serine--pyruvate aminotransferase (gene AGXT). The record is from RefSeq and is a predicted model, not a curated record. Gene Ontology annotation, molecular function: L-serine:pyruvate transaminase activity; L-alanine:glyoxylate transaminase activity. Lineage: Eukaryota; Metazoa; Chordata; Lepidosauria; Squamata; Phrynosomatidae. Gene Ontology annotation, cellular component: peroxisome. The transcript has 11 exons. The coding region runs from base 123 to 1385 and encodes 420 amino acids.
AAAGUAGGCUUUGAGUCACUGGAAGAUUUUUUCAGAAGAAGAGGGAGGCGCUCCAGCAUUUAUUGUAUCUAAGAUCUGUUUGCUUUUCCUGACCCCAACAAUCCCUCUAUUUAAGGUCAGCGAUGAGCAGUGUUUUCCUAGUGCAACAGACAGCAGCUUGGACUCGUGUUUGGCUGCCUCUGCUUUCAGCCCAGUGUUGCCGUUCCAUGUCUUCCCAAAAGCUUCUCGUGGGUCCCCCUGCACCUCUGCUACAGCCACUGUUUGUGCCAGAGAGGCUUUUACUGGGUCCCGGACCUUCCAAUUCUCCUCCACGGAUCUUGUCUGCAGGUGGUCGACAGCUAAUAGGGCAUAUCCACAAAGAAAUGAUCCAGAUUAUGGAUGAGAUCAAGCUGGGAAUUCAGUAUGCAUUCCAGACGCAGAACCCCCUCACACUGGCUGUCAGUGGCACAGGCCAUUGUGCCAUGGAAGCAGCCUUCCUGAACAUGGUGGAGAAGGGAGACAAAGUGUUGAUAGCUGUGAAUGGAUACUGGGGUGAACGAGCAACGGAUGUUGCCAAGAGGCUUGGAGGUGAAGUAUAUCAGCUGACAAAAUCCCCUGGAGAGUAUUUUACUUUGGAAGAAGUAGAGAAGGGUUUGCUGCAACAUACUCCCGUUUUAUUCUUUAUCACACAUGGAGAAUCAUCCACUGGAGUACUUCAACCACUGGAUGGCCUUGGCGAUCUCUGUCACAGGUAUAAUUGCUUACUACUGGUGGAUGCUGUGGCAUCUUUAGGUGGAGCUCCAAUUCUCAUGGACCAGCAAGGAAUUGACAUUCUCUACUCAGGUUCCCAGAAGGUUUUAAGUGCACCACCUGGCGCUUGCCCCAUUUCUUUCAGUGAAAGAGCCAGGAAGAAGAUUUAUACCAGGAAGACAAAGCCAGUCUCCUUCUACCUGGACAUGGAGGAGUUGACUAAAUAUUGGGGCGGUGAUGACAACCCAAGAAAAUAUCAUCAUACAGCUCCUAUCAACACAUUUUUUUGUUUGCGAGAAGCCUUGGCAAUUCUUGCAGAAAAGGGACUAGAAAACUCAUGGAAGGUUCACCAGGAGAACAGCCUGUAUCUGUGUUCAGGGCUACAGAAAUUAGGCCUCAAACUCUUUGUAAAAGAACCAGAUGCAAGGCUUCCAACAGUCAACACUGUUCUUGUACCUGAAGGAUACAACUGGAAAGAAAUAACAGAAUAUAUUAUGAAACAUCAUGGGAUUGAGGUUUCAGGAGGCCUGGGUGCUUCAGCUGGCAAGGUUCUUCGAAUAGGACUGAUGGGUUACAACUCUACUAAAUUCAAUGUUGACAGAGUCCUUCAUGCCCUGGAUGAUGCCCUCCAGCACUGUCUGAAGAACAAGCUAUGAGAUCCUACUCCACUGCUCAGAGAAAUUUGCUCCUAUUUGCCCUUUAGCCUUUCCUUUCAAAUUUGCUCAGUAAAGUAUGGUCUAAUUGCUUUAGCCUGCCAUCUUUUUCACUUGAUCAGGCAUGGGAAGUGUUUCACAUGUUGGGAAGUCUUUCACAUCUGGACAGUUAAGCUGAAGUCCUGUGAAGUAAUCAGGGGUUCUUUCUACACAAUCAAAUUCUCAACUAUUUUUCUGCAUUCCAAAAUGGCUGUGUAACUAUAGCUUUCACUUAAUACAGAAAUAAAUGUUGUUUUCAUUGCCAUGUAAUUAUAUGCACAUUAACAGAAGAUGACUAAAUGCAAGAUAUACCCUUAUGUUUGAGUAUUUGACUAGUUGUUGCAGUUCUUUGGAUGAAAUCUAUUUCCUGCACUAUAUUAGCAGCAGAUUUUCCAAGGCUGCACAACAGCAAUAAAAAACAAAAACAAAAUCUGUCUUCUCUUUACAGCCUACUCUCCAGUUCCUUCAAGACUAGAAUGACUGCAGCCUUUUUCCUCCUGUCACUACUGCCUAUACUGAUACAGUUAUAGUAAUGGGUUGUGUGCCUUCAAGUCGUUUCCAACUUAUGGCAACUAUUACAGGAUUUUCUUGGCAGCAUUUGUUCAGAGGUGAUUACCCAUUGCUUCCCCCUGAGGCUGAGAGCAUAUGACUUGCCCAAGGGCACCCAGUGGGUUUCAUGGCUGAACAGGAAUCGAACCCUGGUCUCCAAAGUCAUAGUCCAACUCUCAAACCAUUAUGCCACACUGGCUCUCCGUUACACUAAUACAGAAUAUGAAAAAGAUUUCAGCCUAUUUUUCUUUACACUAAAUAUAUGCUUCUUUGUCCAAGCUAGCAUAAGCAUAUUAGCUUGCAUACAGUUCUGGUGGUAUAUAUAUGUAUAAAAGAAGAGCCACCGUGGUGUAUUGAUUUGAGUGUUGGGCUAUGGCUCUGGAAACCAGGGUUUAAACCCCUGCUCAGAUGUGGAAACCCAGUGGAUGUCCUUGGGCACAUUACACUCAAAACCUUGAAUGUACAUGUCACAGGCAACAAUUACAUGAUCAUAUUGCUUUGAAUGCUCUGAGAACAGGGUACUUAGGUUCAGUUCCAGCAUACCAGCAAUAAAUUGGAUGAAGAUUGCAAAAAUCAAGAGCUAGCUUGGUAUUAGCUUUAGAUCAAAAUAAGUCUCCACACUCUGAAGACUAAUCCAUGUGCCAACCAUACAACAGGUUUCAGAUUUGUGCACUCUUUACCUUGUAGUAUGCACCACCCUUCAACAGCCCUGAAUCCACCCAAGAGGGAACAGAAUUGCUCUGGAGCAUCCCCUCAUUUGUAUCUCCAUUUGCACUGCCUCCUUUGCUCUCCUAGAAUAGGUCAAAUGCUGACUUUAUUAACAGCAAACCAACUCUUUUAAAUCCCUGUCAGUGACAUGUUCUGUUCUCCUCCUUUUGUUCUAUGCCUAAAAUAUUAUAUAAUUCAAUGGAAUUCAAUUAAACGAGAAUUAAAUACAACAACACAGACUGCUAAGUAACUCGUGGAUCAGAAAUUCAAAUUAUCCCCCCCCCAAAAAAAAUAAGAAGCAGACACUCAGGUUGUUGAAUAGACUGAUAUUCUAACAUACUCCUAGAUAGCACUUCUCAACAAUCAUAAGAAUUAGACAAAAACAUUGAAAAGGAAAAUGAGAGUAUUUGCCUGAUUUUGGCAAAUCCAAGUUAACCAACUGCAAUUGUCAUGAUGUUUGGAAAAAAAUCACAUGAGAUAUAGCUAUUUCUCUUUAGAGUAAGCUGCUAUCUGGGACUAACAGGGUAUAGCUAGCUGUCCAGAUAUAAAUGUAUGUCCAUCCCUACCUAUUAUGGUUUAAUCACAAAGAAAAAAAAUGAAAUAAAAUAUCAGUGGGCCCAAGUCAUUUCAAAUAUGUUCUCCAAUAAAAGUUUUUUUUAUUUACA